Messenger RNA from Acyrthosiphon pisum (pea aphid), 871 nucleotides. Its product is annotated as putative pre-mRNA-splicing factor ATP-dependent RNA helicase mog-4. Gene Ontology annotation, molecular function: helicase activity; RNA binding. The record is from RefSeq and is a predicted model, not a curated record. Lineage: Eukaryota; Metazoa; Arthropoda; Insecta; Hemiptera; Aphididae. The transcript has 3 exons. Bases 269 to 628 code for a protein of 119 amino acids. Gene Ontology annotation, cellular component: intracellular anatomical structure; catalytic step 2 spliceosome.
GAAAAACCGGAAAUUACUGAAAAACAAAAGAAAAAACUUAACAUAGAAGAGAAAAAAGAGUUUGCCUAUAUAUAAAUUCAAAAAAGAUCUAAUAAGAGCUAUUAAAGACCAUCAGAUACUUAUAGUUGAAGGUGAAACUGAUUCUGGUAAAACUACACAAAUUCCCCAACAUUUACAUGAAGCCGGAUAUACGGAAAGUAAUAAAAUAAUUGGAUGCACUCAACUUAGAAAUGCAACUAACAUAGCAGCUACUCGAGUAGCCGAUGAGAUGUCGGUUAAACUUGGAAAUGAAGUUGGUUACAGUAUACGUAAUGAAGAUUGCACUUCAAAAUGUUCUAUAAUCAAAUACAUGACUGAUAGAACAUUGCAUAGAGAGCUUUUGUCUGAACCAGAUUUACAGUCUUAUAGUGUGAUGAUUGUAAAUGAAGCUCAUGAACGUACCCUUCAUACUGAUAUCUUAUUUGGUCUAGUAAAAGAUGUUAUAUGGUUCAGACCAGAUCUGAAAUUAUUAAUAUCUAGCUCCACUUUAGACGCCCAGAAGUUUUCUGAAUUUUUUUAUAACGCUCCCAUUUUUAGAAUACCUGGUAAAUAUUGCUUAAAUUUUAUAAUUUCUUCGUGUAAAUACUAAAUCUACUUUUGUAUGUCUGUUGUAGGAAGAUGUUUCCCUGUGGAUAUAUACUACACAAAAGCGCCUGAGGCAGACAUUAUAGAUGUUGCAUGUGGUAAUUCGUCAGUGUCUAUGUUUAUUCCAGUACCCAAAUCGACAAACCCAUACAUUUUUUUACCAUUAUAUUCUAUCUGAUCCCUUAUUGAUAUUUCAUCUAUUACAAUAUUGCAUAGAACAACUUCAUCUUUAGCUUUAGAUGCUAUA